Messenger RNA from Syngnathus acus (greater pipefish), 6787 nucleotides. It is a transcript of the gene heatr1, whose product is annotated as HEAT repeat containing 1. Gene Ontology annotation, cellular component: 90S preribosome; t-UTP complex; small-subunit processome. The transcript has 45 exons. The record is from RefSeq and is a predicted model, not a curated record. Gene Ontology annotation, molecular function: snoRNA binding. Lineage: Eukaryota; Metazoa; Chordata; Actinopteri; Syngnathiformes; Syngnathidae. Gene Ontology annotation, biological process: maturation of SSU-rRNA from tricistronic rRNA transcript (SSU-rRNA, 5.8S rRNA, LSU-rRNA); positive regulation of transcription by RNA polymerase I. Bases 26 to 6562 code for a protein of 2178 amino acids.
AUGUGACCCGGAAGUGUAAUCUAACAUGAGGGAGAAAGAAUUGACCUUUCGCAAUUCGCACGUGUGUUGGGAGGAAAACAAGAAAACAGGUUUCGAACCCAUCAUGACGUCAUUAUCCUACCAGCUGAAGCGGCUGGCGCUUCCUCAGAAUGAUCCAAAUUUACUGUCUCGCAAAGAGGUCACCUCGCUUCUCUUUGACCCCAAAGAGGCGGCUACCCUCGAUAGAAGCACCUUCUAUGCUCUUGGCUGCACGGGCCUGGAGGAGCUGCUGGGGAUCGAACCGGCCCUCCGGGAGUUCCAGGACUCUCUGUUCAGCCGUGCAUCGGUGACGCUGGAGCGCAGUGUUCAGUCCAAAGAUGUCAACAAGAAGCUGGAUGCAGACAUCGCUCUGUUCCUCACCCGCAUCUCCCCGUACUUCCUCCUCAAGCCGGCGCACAAGUGCAUCGAGUGGCUGGUUCACCGCUUCCACGUUCAUCUGUACAACGUCGAGAGCCUGCUGGCUUGCGCGCUGCCUUACCACCACAGUAACACGUUUGUCCGAGUGGUGCAGCUCCUCAAGAUCCAGGACGCCACGCACCGCUGGAAUUGGCUGCAGGCUCUGCAGAAACCAGGCGUGCCGCUGGCCAAAGGGACUCUGGUCACCCACUGCUACUCGGACUUGGGCUUUAUGGACUUUGUCUGCAACAUGGUCACGACAUCAAUUGAGGCUUUUUCCGGACAUUCCAAGAGUUUCUCCCAGCUGCGAGUGGUCUUCUCUUUCUACGCCUCCACCAUCGUUUCGGCUUUGGAUGCCGUGGACAAAGUUUCAGACACCAUCAUUUCAAAACUUCUGCCAUACGUGCAGAAGGGCCUGACGUCGGAAGUGGCCGACUACAAGGCGGCCACCUACAUGAUCGUGUGCCAGAUGGCGGUCAAGGUGGUGAUGGAGGCGAGUCUGAUCAACACGCUGGCCGUGCGCAUCGCCAAGUCUCUGCUCAAAGAGCCCGUGCUGGCCAAAGAGGGGCUGGGCUGCCUCAUCGUGCUCCUGCAGAGCCAGAAGGAGGGCGCAGCCGGGUCCAGAUUCUGCCACCACGUGUGUUCCAUGCCUGCGCUAGCAUCCACGCUUCAGCUCCUGGCCACCACCCACGACGUGAGCCCUCUACUACGCUACCUGCUGCCUCACCUGGUCCACGCCCUCUUUGGCAGCUCAGACGACGCGCACGUGCUGGAGUCGCUCUUGGACUCGGUCCCCCUGACCAAAGGCUUGGACGGCGAUGUGGCUCGCUUGCUGCUAGACGAUUACCUGAGUCAGACGGAGCUCGCCGCGGACAACGUGGACACCCUCAACCGGCGUCUGCAGCCGCUGGUGCGACUCUUUGAGUCCAAGUAUUUGGCGGCUCUGGACGGGGUCCUCUCGCGUCACGCCGCCAACAUCAGCGACGAGGAGCAGAAACGCCUCUUCCACCAUUUCCUCUCUCUGUCCAUAAGCAGGGGGAAAUUCCAGAUCAUGGGCGACUCGGAUACGUCGCUGCUGCUCAGCCUGAAGCACCCGCAGGCGUCGCUCCGAGUCUCGGCUCUGGAGCACCUGAGGAGCCUGGCGGCGUCGGGACAGCUUCAGACUUUGGACCAGGACUUCCUUAAAGACGCUCUGAUGGAGCGCUUGAAGGACGACGUGCUGGAAGUCGUCAGUGCGGCUCUUCAAACCUUGGAGAUGCUGUUUGACGUUCUGGACACUGAGAGCACGGUGUCCAAUUUGCUGUCUCUGCUGCAGAGAAUCGAUCAACCCGAGGCCGACAGCUGGCUGCCAGUUUUAACCGAAGCGGUGCGUUUAUUGACCGAUUCCCGGCUGGGGAAGGGGAGCACCGAGGAGGUGGAGACCAUCGUCUGGGGGCUGCUGCCCUUCCUAGUGGUCACCAGCUGUCGUCCGGACUCAGCCCAGCUCCGCCUCGCGCGCUGCGUCGCCUGCUGUGCCGCCGUCGCCAGCCAUCCGCUCACCGCGAGCUGGGCGGAAGAACUUCAGCAAGUGAUAAAGCAGAGCUCCGAACUGGACCUCGUCGGUUCGGCCAACCAGCGUCUGGUCUCCAGGCUGAAUGAGAACCUGGCCAACAUGGAUCACCUGGCCAAACGUCAUGCUCUGGAGAAAUUUGGUGUGUUAGGGGAGCAGCUGCGCGGGCGCGGUGUAAGAGGCCACACCUUCUUUGCGGUGAUGACGGAGACUCUUCUGCUGGGCUUGGCGCAACUGAGCGAGACGGAGCACCUGCUCACUGCCCAGCGGCUCUUAGCUGUUCUGGAGCCUCCGCUGCUGGAAGUCACCAAGGCCGAUGGCGCCCAGGAAGUCCCGCCUUCUGCAUCCUUCGGCGAGGCGCUGUCCUUGUACCUGAGCAAAUGCGAGCAGCAGCCCGGCGGGCGACACCAGCGAGAGGCCAGCCAAGUGAUGAUUUGGCUCCUCCGAGACUUCAUCUCUUCUCUCAAGUGUUUCGACGGCGCUUUUAAAGCUGCCGUGUGGUGGAACCCGGAGAAGCUGGACGCUAACACCUGCUGCUACUUGGGGCUCAUCUCGCGCCUCUUCGCCCUCGUCAUUGGCGGCGCCGAUGAGGGGCCGGCGGCCGGCAGUUUUCGAGAGCUGGCCAAGCUUCUUGUCAAGGUGCACCUGUGCGAUGCGGCCGCGCUCUUCAAGUUCCUCUGCCUGCUGUGGGGAUACGGUGACAACCGCGGCGACCAGCUGGGCGUCCGGGUGGACGCCGUCCUGCACGCUCGGUCGCUCUACGUGGGCGCCGCUUUACUGAGCGCCCAACCUGCCGCCACGCUGACUGAGCUAGCUGGAGCCAACUCGCCCAUGGUCCCGGCCUUGCUGUGCUGUCUGACCUCUCCCGUCCGAGAGAUCCGAAGAGCGUCCAUCAGCGCUCUGCAGAGCCUGUCUGGGGCAGACGCUGCUCCCUUCCAGCCAAUCAUAAAAAAGCUUCUGUCUACCUGUGAGGAAAUUGUCGCCGACCCGUCAUACUUGAGCACGGUGGCUUUCCAACCUCAGGUUCUGGGCCAUUUACACGAGACCUGCGAGUCGGCUAAAAAGACGUCGUCGCUGCAGGCUUCCAUAAAUCAACUGCUACUGAGCGUCCAGUCGCCGUGCUGCCCGUCCUAUACCGCCACCUGCCUCCUGAGAGCGCUGAGGCACGUCAACGGACAGACCGUCCUGUGCGCUCUGCUGCCCGUGCUGGAUCGGCUGCUCCGCAACGACCCCGACAUGCCCGCUUUGCUGCCGGACGAGGCCCGGCUCUUGCAAGUGGUCCUGGGCAAGUACAACGAGGCGGCGGCCCCUUUGCUGGCCGCCGACCACAACUGUCUGGACCUGCUGCUCAAGGCCAUGACGACUGCCACCGCUCCGUUGUCGGGCAUCCCCAGCUGCCAGAUCAUCGCUUUGCAGCAGAUCACAAAGCCGUUCUUCGCCGCCCUGGGAGAUCAAAAGGUCCAACAGAACCUUCUGACGGCCUUGUUCGACCUAUUGCCGGAAAGCAGGAAUCCGAUACUUGCCGACGCUGUCGGCAGCACCUUUAAAGCGAUUGCAGUGGAUGCUGAGCUGGUGGCUAACGAGUUGGCACCGCCAGAAAAAGCCAAGGUCACCGUGACGCUUCAGCGAACCCGCAGGAGCCGAAUUUUGCAGAGGAAAAGCGAUGAGAGUGGCGAUGCACCGCCAGAGGGGGGCGCCGUUUCUUGGCACAGAGUCACUCUGAUCCUGGAGCUGCUGCAGCACAAGAAGAAGUUGAAGCGAGCCCAGAUGUUGGUGCCGGUUCUGUUCUCGCUGCUGGCCAGGAGCCUGGAGGCGUCGGCCCCGGAGCAGCCCAACAUAGAGUACACCAGGCAGCUUCUGCUCGGCUGCCUGCUCAACGUCUGCAACAAAAUGGCGCCGGACGGGCAACCUAGUGGACCAGAUGUCCUGGAAGAAGACAAAUUCAGCGUGGAGCUGGUGGUCCAGUGCAUUCGCGCGACGGACGUACCGCAGACUCACCAUCACGCUCUGCUGCUGCUGGGCGUCGUCGCUAACAUCUUCCCCGAGAAAGUUCUGCACAACAUCAUGCCCAUCUUCACCUUCAUGGGCGCCAACAUCAUGCGCCUGGAUGACGCCUACAGCUUCCGAGUCAUCGACAAGACGGUCAAGAUGGUCAUCCCAGCUCUGAUCCAGGCCGGCGGUCAGUCGCACGGCAGCGUGGACGCGGUGGUGACGAAGAUCGUGCACGUCUUUGCCGACGCGCUGCCUCACGUGCCCGAACACCGGCGGCUGCACAUCCUCGCUCAGCUGGUCGGCACGCUGGGCCCGGCCCGCUUCCUCUGGGUCCUGAUGCUCCUCUUGUUCAAGCUUCACACCACACAGGCGUCUAGCUUAGAAAGCGAGAAGGAAGCGGCUCUGGAGCGAGACGUGGACUUCUGGAUCUCGGUGUGUUGCCAGUUUGAGGUCUCAGAGCAGCUCACCUCUCUCAUCAACAUCCUGAAAUUCCUCAUCCAGCUGCCCGACGACAAAGAGGACGUGGGUGCGGCGGUGGCUAACCGCGCUGGCGCCCGGCGAGGAGAUGGUAAGAAAAAGAAAAAAGGGGAAGAGGAGAAGGUGGAAGAGCUGAUCUUCAGCGUGGAGGCCCACAGCGGCAAAGAGUUGAGACACUUCAAGUUCCUCUCCGUCUCCUUCAUGGCUCAGCUGCUCGGCUCGACCGCAUUCAUCGGGAAGGUAGCGGACACUCAGGACGUUGUCGACGAGAAUGGCGCAAAAUUUCUCCAGGAGUUGCAGCAGCAGCUGUUGGAGGACAACCUGCGUUACAUUCAGUGCGUCACUCGCUGUGUGGAGGAGAAUGCCGACAGGCCCAUGGCAAAGUUUUGGAGAGUUCUUCUCAACAAAUCCUACGACGUUCUGGAUAAGUUGAACGCUUUGUUGCCCACGGACACUUUCAUCACAGUGAUGAGGGGGCUGAUGGCAAACCGGCUGCCGUCGGUGAGGAGGAAAGCCAUGGAGCUGCUCAACAACAAGCUUCAGCACAAGACGCAGUGGGCGGAGCAACAGGUCGGCGUUCUCUUACAGCUCAUCGGCGACCUCCUGGACAUCGUGGGCACGCCACACGGAAGCGCGGCGGAGAAAGCGGCAUCCGAGCUGGCCGUCAACAGGCAGACGGCGCUCUACAGCCUCAAGCUGCUCUGCCGCCUCUUGGGCGCAACUCAUCAGGAAGCCUUCGUCCCCGUCCUCCUGCGCAUGGUGGACCUGGUCGCGUCGCCGCACCAAGAGAAGAACGUGACGGCCAGCGCCCUACUGUGCGCGGCCGAGGUGGUGGGCGCCCUCAAAGCCCUCGCCAUCCCGCAGCUGCCGAGGUUGAUGCCAGCCGUGCUGCACGUGCUCACCGAUGGGAAGGAUGUGCUGAGCAAUGAGAUUUACUUGCUGAGCGCCGUCACCGCCCUGCAGCGUGUGGCUGAGACGCUGGCGCACUUCAUCAGCCCCUACUUGCAGGACACCACCUUGCAGGUGUGUCGGCUGACGUGCCUCCUCGAGAAGUCUUCGUCGUCUUCCUCCGCAACCAAUCAGCUGUGUGCGCGUCUGGCCUCGCUCAGGAGCUCCCUGGCCACCAAGCUCCCCCCCAGGGUCCUCCUGCCCGUCUUGACCAAGUGCUACCACAUCAUGGUGGUGGACAAAAAGGACGAGCUGGGGGCAUUGAUGAGCAUCCUCAAAGAACAUCUCGGCCACAUGGAGCGCGAGCCGCUCAGCUUCCACCAGUCUGAGCUCACCGACUUCUUCCUCGCAGCACUGGACUUCAGAGCCCAAUUCUGCGAGGGCGACCUGGCGAGGACGGCUCUGAUCGAGGGCAGCGUGAUGGAUUGUCUGCUGGUCAUGGUGAUGAAACUAUCGGAAGUCACAUUCAGGCCGCUCUUCUUCAAGCUGUUCGACUGGAGUAAAUCGGGCAGCAAAGAUCGCCUGCUGACCUUCUUCCGACUGUCCGACUGCAUCGCCGAGCGCCUUAAAGGUCUCUUUGCCCUCUUUGCGGGAAAUCUGGUCAAGCCCUUUGCAGACCUCCUUCAGCAGACCAACAUCUCCAAGACGGACGAGUCGCUCUUCGAUUCCGAGCGCGGUGCCGAGAAGAGCAACCAGCUGCUUUGCUGCGUCCUGGACUGCCUGUACAAAAUCUUCUUGCACGACACGCAGCGCUUCCUCAGCAAGGAGCGAGCUGAAGCACUCCUGGUGCCCCUCGUCGACCAGCUGGAGAACACGCUAGGUGGCGAUGAAGAGUACCAGCAGAGGGUGACCAAACAUCUUGUCCCGUGCGUGGGUCAGUUUGCCGUGUCGCUGGCGAAUGACGCCCAGUGGAAAAGCCUCAACUAUAACAUCCUGCUCAAGAGCAGACACGCCGACGCCAAGGUACGCUUCUCCUCGCUGCUGAUGCUGAUGGAGCUGGCGGCCAAGUUGAAGGAGAACUACAUGGCGCUGCUUCCGGAGACCAUACCCUUCCUGGCAGAACUCAUGGAGGACGAGUGUGAGGAGGUGGAGCAUCAGGUUCAGAAGGUGGUUCGGGAGAUGGAGGACAUCCUGGGAGAACCGCUGCAGAGCUAUUUCUAACACGCGCAUCAUCUCAAAAUGGCCUGCCCUUGAGGUCCUCAUCAUGAAAGCAGAACAUGGACUUCCGAGCGUCUAUAUUCUAUUUUUAUAAUCCUAUUGAACAUUUUGCAAGUGUCUGUUGGCAAGCUCUUAUUUUUUGCUGUCUGCAUGAGGUUACUUCAUUAAAAAAAAAAUUGGUUGUACCUUGUAUUGUACCUGAAAUAAAUUGCCACAAGUGUAACGCAC